This is a messenger RNA of Andrographis paniculata, 1182 nucleotides long. Lineage: Eukaryota; Viridiplantae; Streptophyta; Magnoliopsida; Lamiales; Acanthaceae. The record is from the annotation of a RefSeq genome assembly.
AUGAUUUCGCCAACUCCAAGAAAGGACCUCAUGAUAGUCAAUAUGGGACCUCACCACCCAUCAAUGCAUGGUGUUCUUCGACUGAUCGUUACUCUCGAUGGUGAAGAUGUUAUUGACUGUGAACCAAUAUUGGGUUAUUUACAUAGAGGAAUGGAGAAGAUUGCGGAAAAUCGAACAAUUAUACAAUAUUUGCCUUAUGUAACACGUUGGGAUUAUUUAGCUACUAUGUUCACAGAAGCAAUAACCGUAAAUGGACCCGAGCAGCUAGGAAAUAUUCAAGUACCUAAAAGAGCUAGCUAUAUCAGAGCUAUUAUGUUGGAAUUGAGUCGUAUCGCUUCCCAUUUGUUAUGGCUCGGCCCUUUUCUGGCAGAUAUUGGGGCACAGACCCCUUUCUUCUAUAUUUUUAGAGAACGAGAAUUGAUAUAUGACCUCUUCGAGGCUGCUACCGGUAUGCGUAUGAUGCAUAAUUUUUUUCGUAUCGGAGGAGUCGCUGCUGAUCUACCUUAUGGCUGGAUAGAUAAAUGUUUGGAUUUUUGUGAUUAUUUUUUAACCGGGGUUGCUGAAUAUCAAAAUCUUAUUACACGGAAUCCAAUUUUUUUAGAACGAGUUGAAAGCAUAGGCAUUAUUGGUGCAGAAGAAGCACUAAAUUGGGGUUUAUCAGGACCAAUGUUACGAGCUUCCGGGAUACAAUGGGAUCUUCGUAAAGUGGAUCGCUAUGAAUGUUAUGACGAAUUUGAUUGGGAGAUUCAAUGGCAAAAAGAAGGCGAUUCAUUAGCUCGAUAUUUAGUACGAAUUAGUGAAAUGACAGAAUCCAUAAAAAUUAUACAACAGGCCCUGGAAGGAAUCCCGGGGGGACCGUAUGAAAAUUUAGAAAUCCGGCGCUUUGAUAGGAUAAAAGAUCCUGAAUGGAAUGAUUUUGAAUAUCGAUUUAUUAGUAAAAAAACUUCUCCAACUUUUGAGUUGUCCAAACAAGAACUUUAUGUAAGAGUCGAAGCCCCAAAAGGAGAGUUGGGGAUUUUUCUGAUAGGAGAUCAGAGUGUUUUUCCUUGGAGAUGGAAAAUUCGACCUCCGGGUUUUAUCAACUUGCAAAUUCUCCCUCAAUUAGUUAAAAGGAUGAAAUUGGCUGAUAUUAUGACGAUACUAGGUAGCAUAGAUAUCAUUAUGGGAGAAGUUGAUCGUUGA